This is a messenger RNA of Triticum dicoccoides, 5591 nucleotides long. RefSeq names its product aspartate, glycine, lysine and serine-rich protein-like. Lineage: Eukaryota; Viridiplantae; Streptophyta; Magnoliopsida; Poales; Poaceae. The record is from RefSeq and is a predicted model, not a curated record. Gene Ontology annotation, molecular function: zinc ion binding; nucleic acid binding. The transcript is spliced from 2 exons. Bases 2463 to 3536 code for a protein of 357 amino acids.
CCAAGUCCGUUUAAACCUAUAAGCGUGGGUUUUUAAGAAUGUUUUCAAUGGGGCAUACCAUUUUAAAUGGGAUAAAAUAAUAUGCAGCGAGAUCUCAAAUGUUGAUUUGAAUGUACUACAGUUCUAAACUUCGACAUUAAAAAUACAGGAGAAAAAUAAAAAUGAUAAUGUGAUAUGCAACAAGUAAACAUAUCAUUAGUGUUUUGGCCUACCUUGCAAAGUAGAAUAAUGAUGUGUAUACUAGCAUUAGUUGAAAUGUCCACUAAUACAUGUGAUAAGAAAAGGAAUAUCCAGUUAUUUCUUCUGUAACUUUAGAAGGUCUUGAUUAAAAAUAUAACAGUGUGGCUAAAUUAUUUUUGGCUCUACUUUCAUGUUGUUCUGUAGCGUAGCACAGGCAUUUUACUAGUUUGAUAUGCAGUCUCAGUAUAGCCUAGGUCUCUUUACAUAGUCGUAUUAGUUUAAAUUUCCUUGUACCACAAACUAAUGUACUAGGUCUCUUUACAUGUAUAUAUAUUUGCCCCAUGGGCUAUGCAAUACAACUAAGCUGCUCCAAUAACAGUCUCCAGAGAAAAGGAUUGCAUUUCCGUUCCGAGGCCCUCCAUUUUAUACAUGGGUAUGAUCAUUUGUGUUAGGAAAUAUGCAACUUAUAUUUCCUGGGGGGCAAGGGCCAGUAUAUAUACACAUGUACAGGUGGUAAAUAUGCAGAAAAUCCCUAUACAAUGUGGAAAAUACACAUGCUAUAUAUGGAACAUAAUAUAACUAUCACAUGGGUCACAGGAGCAAAAGUCUCAUCGUAAUCACAAUCAUGCUCCUGCUGCCCACGAGCCACAGGACAAGCUUUGUAGUGCUCAAGAGAAUCAUCAAAGCGAGUCUUAACCUUGUAGACCCUACAAGUGAUGGGACGAACACGGGGAUGAAGAGAAAUGAGAUCCCACAUGCCGGUGCGCUCAAGAGGAACAGUCUCCUUUGCCAUCGCAAGCUGCCAUUCGGGGUGAACAAUAGCAUCAGAAUAAGAAGUGGGCUCAAGAACAGCGGCGCCAGCGCUUGGAAGGCCAAGGUGGUCAACAGGCGGAAGCGGAGAAGGACGCAAGCCAUAAGUAGGCCGAGUCGCUCAGAUGAGGAAGAUGGCACACGAGAAGUAGAUAGUGCAUCAGUAGACUUAUCCACAACAUGCGGACGACGAGUAUAAAUGUGAGGAAAAGAUGGAAGAAUACGAGGAGGAAUCACCGGGAUAGUCUCAGGUGAUAGAGACGGGGAAGCCACCGGGGAUGAAGGUACGUAAUCCUGUGAUAAGUGAGGUGAGGAAACAAUAGGAGAUGGUGGCGGAGGAUCUGCAGUAGUCGAAGAAGCAGGAGCAGUAGGACGGAUGGGAAAAGACUCAACAAGAGCGAUAGGAGCGUCGGGAAAAGUGAGGAAAGAGAUAUCCUUUGUUGAGUCAACCAUGGUCUUCGGUGAACGUGCAGCUGCAUGCAUGCAGCACCAGCGGCAGCAGCUUCCUUUGCAUGUAAGGAAGUGGUAGUUACCUAGUAGCUUCCUAGUAGUACGCUUAGAUGGUGCAAGGAACUUACCUAGAGGUUUCCUUGAUAGUACAUGGUAGUUUCGUGUGUGUUGUGCACGUCCAGCACAUAGUCGGUUUUAGAACCACUAUAUAAGGGGCAGCUCCCCAUCGUUGUAAGAUAAGGCCAUUCCAAGUUUGCAAUACCAGGCAUUUCCUCCUUCUAGUACCAUCGUGUGUGCUCCAAGCCUCAAGUGCUGUGUAUUACUACUACUGCUAUUAGUGUGUGUAUGUGAUACACUAGUGAGUGUGUGAGUAGUACGUGUGUGUGCUCAUCUGCCGGUCGUUUAUCAGUGUACUCAAGUGCUAGCGAGUACUUCUGGGCUAACAAUUGGCAUCAGAGCCUCAGGUUGUGGUAGCCAUGGCCGGUGCAAAAGGAGUGCAGCAGCGCACCACAUCGGGUGGUUCCCAGUCGUGGCUAUCACAGGACGGCUCCCAGCGAGGGCGCAGCUGGUCCAGGCAUGGCCAUCGCGGUGAAGUCGUGGUUAGGGAGAUCGUGCGCGAGACCGCAUUCAGCGGUAGCGUACCCAUCACCUUCCCGAUGCUCAUGCGCUCGAACUACAGCGAGUGGGCAUUGAUCAUGGAGUGCAACCUCCAUGCGGCGAGCCUCUGGGCUCCCAUGGAGGAUGACCUGGUCGAGAGAAAGGAGGACAGGAAAGCCGUGGCGGCGCUUAUGCGUGCCACGCUGCCGGAGAUGCACGGCAUGCUCGCGGCGAAGGCAAGCGCCAAGGAGGCGUGGGAAGCCAUCCGUACCCAGCGCCUCGGCAGCAACCGCGUGCGUGAGGCGAACGCGCAGAAGCUACGGGCGGACUUCGAGAACAUCGCCUUCAAGGAGGGCGAGCUCGUCGAUGACUUCGCCAUGCGGAUCUCUAGCAUUGCGUCACAACUCUGAGCGCUCGGCGACACCAUGGACGAUGCGAGAGUCGUGCGGAAAUUUCUCCGCGUCGUGCCACCUCGCUUCGCUCAGGUAGCGGUCUCCAUCGAGACCUUGCUUGACCUGAGUGAGCUCUCCAUCGAGGAGCUCACGGGCCGGUUGCGGGUGGUCGAGGACCGCAUUGACGACGGCCGCGAGACCUUUGGCGGCGGACAACUCCUAUUCUCGAAGAAGUGGGAGGCGAGGAAGCGUCAAGGACGUGGUGGCGGUGCCCAGAGCAAUGGAGGUGGCACCGGCAGAGGCGGUGGUCGCACCCAGGGUGGAGCCGGACGAGGUGCCGGCAACGAUGACCGAGACAAGUGCCGAUAUUGCAGCAUCAAGGGCCACUGGGCCCGUGAGUGCCGCAAGAGGAUGGCUGACGAGGAUGCCGCAGCCGCGGCGAACCUCGUCCAGGCUGAAGAGGACUGUGGGUCAGCAAUGAUGAUGGCUUGCAUCGAGACCAUGCAGGAAGGCGCAACGCCUCCGGAGACCAUGGUCCCGACAAGCAUCGAAGCCGUGCAGGAGGGCGAAGCACCUCGGGCGACCACGGUGCCGGCAACCGUCAAGUCCGUGCGGGAGGCACGGAGCUCUUCAAGUAAACCCCUCCCGACAUCGGUAGCGCUCUCCCCGACAACAACAUUCUCGGGGGCCUACGACUGCAUGGAGAUGAAGACCCGGGUGUGGGGGAGCCACACCCCGGCAACCACAUCCCUUGUGACGCUGGUCAAGCCCGUGCAAGUUGGCACGACAAUCACGGCCCCGACAUCCUCGGGACCCGACAAGCCCGUGCAAGUUGGCACGGCAAAGACGUCGCCGACAUCCUCGGGACCCAACAAGCCCGUGUCAGGAGGCACGGCAACGACGCAUAUGGUGGGCCACGUCUCAACCAUGAUGCUGGCGACUAGUGAGCCCGUGCAAGAGGCACGGCACUCAGGUCGGCCACACCCCAACAACCAGGUUCUCGGGGUUCUGCAAGCCCGUGUGGGCAACACGACACUCUUCGACAAGCCUCAACUGGGGGGCGAUGAAGAGACGGUCAUGGGGCGACAAGGCCUCGACCAUGACUAAGGCGACCGUCGAGACCGUGCAGGAGCCACGGUGCUCUAUGGUCGGCCACACCAUGACCUCGACAUGUUUGGGGUCCAUCGAGUCCAUGCGGGAGGCACGACACUCUCUGGUCGGGCACGCCCCGACCACACUGGUGGCGACUGUCGAGACCGUGCAGGAGGCAUGGUGCUUUGUGGUCGGUCACACUGCAGCCCCGACGCGCUCAGGGUCCGUUGAGUCCGUGCGGGAGGCACGACUCACGACUGUCGGGGGAGACCUGACAAGCAAGUCUGAUGAGAAGAAUGACAAGGACUCCGCUUUCCUAGGAAAAGCCACUCUUGUCAGUGCGGCGCCCGGCACAACAACCCUGGGAAGGGAGUUCCCGGGUAAUGCGAAGUCCGACAAGUCAUCCACAGGAAGUGAGUUUCUGGGUAGCAUGACGUCCGACACGACGACCCCGGGAAGGGAGUUCCCGGGCAGUGUGACGUCAGGAACUAUGACCCCAGCAAGAUUGACGCCCACAAGCGAGGUGGUUGCUGGGCAGUUCAUGUCCCCGCCAACAGCGCGGUCGGACCUGUUCGAUGCCGACAACAACGUUGGCGCUCCACAUAGGUUCCGACGCCUAGGGGGAUCUUCUCGGCGAACCUGCGGGACGACCGCAGCACCCUGAGAUCAAGAAGGACGAGCACGGCGCCUUCAUCAAGCACAAGGUACGGCUCGUCACGAAAGGUUACGUACAGCGCGCGGGGGAGGACUUGCUCGCUCUGGUGGCAAAGCACGAGCAGGGCGUACGGGCUACACAAAGCCCCAGAAGACGGAUAUCCCGACGAAGGCAACGUCCGGUUUCACAAGUUGCACGAUAAAGUUGGAAUCGUCAACGUCAAACUCCUUCGACAAGGUUGAGGGGGAGAUUGUUGAGUCAACCAUGGUCUUCAGUGAACAUGCAGCUGCAUGCAUGCAGCACCAGCGGCAGCAGCUUCCUAUGCAUGUAAGGAAGUGGUAGUUACCUAGUAGUACGCUUAGAUGGUGCAAGGAACUUACCUAGAGGUUUCCUUGGUAGUACAUGGUAGUUUCGUGUGUGUUGUGCACGUCCAGCACAUAGUCGGUUUUAGAACCACUAUAUAAGGGGCAGGUCCCCAUCGUUGUAAGAUAAGGCCAUUCCAAGUUUGCAAUACCAGGCAUUUCCUCCUUCUAGUACCACCGUGUGUGCUCCAAGCCUCAAGUGCUGUGUACUACUACUACUGCUACUAGUGUGUGUAUGUGAUACACUAGUGAGUGUGUGAGUAGUAUGUGUGUGUGCUCAUCCGCCGGUCGUUUAUCAGUGUACUCGAGUGCUAGCGAGUAGUUCUGGGCUAACAUCCUUCACUGAGAAGGUCGAGGAAGAUGGACGCCGGUAGAAAGGGUGAGACUCAUCAAAAGUGACAUCCUGAGAAAUACGCAUCCGACGACCAACAAGACCCCAACAAAUAUGCAACUUGUAUUUUCUGGGGGCCAAAAGCCAGUAUAUAUAUACAUGUACAGGUGGUAAAUAUGCGGAAAACUCAUCAUACAAUGGGGAAAAUAUUCAGGCUAUACAUGGAACAUAAUGUAACUAACAAUUUGAACUUUUAGAUGAAUAUAUGAUAGUUUCUGGGAUCUGGUAAUUUUGCUGCUGGGUUGGGAUAAAAAAAAUUCUCCAGUUUUAGAAUCAUGCACAUAUUAGACAUAAAACCAUUUCCCUGCAUUUUUCACAUAGCUCACAUUGGGGCAUCUAGUAAUUAGUAAUGAGGUAUAUUAGUUGCGCUUCAUAUUGAUUUUGUUAGUCUUUUUGGUUAAAUAAAAUAUGUUAUGCACCUACGACAAUUUUAUUUGAUCUAGUAUGUGCUUCCUUGAACACACCUUCGGAGAUCUUGCAACCUGCAAGUCGUGUCCGCAGGUAGUUUUGCAACUUUGGGACUGGAUUAAACUCUCAAAUAAUGUAUGAUAUGGUUGGGCAGUACUAGAAAUGGUAUGCUUUUGCUGGAGUUCAUUGAGCCAAUGACCCAAAAUUAUAGGCGUAGCCUUUUCUUUUCUGUGGUAGGGUUGGGUAGUACUAAA